CAGCCCACUCGGUGGAGACUUUCUUCAAAGCGACCGGAGACUUUCUUCAGUUUUUAGCUUGGCUUCUCUGCCCCCAAUUGACUCCAGUCUCCCCACUCGUCUUCUUCUUCAUCCCCUCCUUUACUUGUUUCUCCUUGACACCAGAGAGAGAGAGCGAGGGAGAUGGCGAACAUCUGCGGUGGCCGGGAAAAGGCUCGUGUGGCAGCGGAUUACCGGCCGUCUAGCCCAGAUGAGGAAUCUGGUCUCCAAGAACCUAAUUCAGGGACAAUGAACUCCAAGGCAAGCAGCAGUGCCACCACUGGCUUCAUGGACUCUGUCGACAGCGACGGUACAAACGGUGCAACCAAACAGGGGUGUUUCCUCGAAGGCCAAAUACUGGAGGCACCGAACCUCCGAAAAUUCACAUUCCUUGAGAUCCAGACAGCUACCAAGAACUUCAGGCCAGAUCGUCUCAUUGGGUUCGGGGGAUUUGGGUGGGUGUACAGAGCGUGGGUCGAUGAGAAGACGAUGAACCCGACAACGAGUGGCCCUCACAUGGCUGUUGCUAUCAUGCAUGGAAAGGAGGAAUGGCAGAAAUUUCUGACUGUCAACUUGCGAUCGGACAUAAACCUUUUGGGAAGGUUCUCUCACCCAAACCUUGUCAAGCUACUGGGCUACUGCUGGGAGGGCAAGGAAGUAUUUCUUGUGAAUGAGUUCAUGGCCCAACGGAGCUUGGAAUACCAUCUAUUCACAGUUUCAGGAAGAUGUCCUCCACUAUCAUGGGAACAGAGGCUGAAGAUCGCCAUCGGUGCAGCUCGAGGACUUGCUUUCUUGCAUGCAUCAGAGAAGAAAGCUAUGUACCGUGACUUCAAGGCUUCCAAGAUUCUUCUAGAUGCAGACUAUAACGCGAAGCUAUCUGAUUUUGGGCUUGCUAAGCUUGGGUCACCUGGCAAUUCGCGUAUGACUAUCAUGCCCACGCGCACCCACGGGUAUGCAGCUCCGGAAUAUGUAAUAAGUGGUCUUCUGUAUGAGCAGAGCGACGUUUACAGUUUCGGGGUUAUGAUCCUGGAGAUGUUGUCCGGUCAGCUUGCGAAGGAUCCCAACCGCCCCAAGGGGCAAACGAACAUCAUCGACUGGGCAAAGUCAUUGGCUGACCGGAGGAAACUCUCUCAUUUUAUGGACCCCCGGCUCAAGGGCCAAUACAACUCCAAACAAGCCCUGCAGGCGUUGCAUGUGGCGCUGAGCUGCCUUGCUGGGGAGCUUAGGAGCAGGCCCUCGAUGAAGGUGGUUCUCAAGGCGCUCGAGCAGAUCUAGGCAAUGAAGAUCUGCGGAUAUCUAAAUCUAUGAUGUUGCUUUUGUAUUAUUGUAUACACUAGUCAUCAACCCGUGCUACCUGCACGGGCUAGCAUUUAGAGAACACAGAUAUUAUGCAUUACAAAAAUUUAAAAUCUAUUAAAUAACUCACAAAUGAGCCCAAGAUCACCAAAGAAUUGCUACCUUGGUGCCUGUAUAUGCUCCAUGUGUCUUGCUAUC
Aegilops tauschii subsp. strangulata is the source of this 1512-nucleotide messenger RNA. Its product is annotated as probable serine/threonine-protein kinase PIX13. Gene Ontology annotation, biological process: protein phosphorylation. Gene Ontology annotation, molecular function: protein kinase activity; ATP binding. Lineage: Eukaryota; Viridiplantae; Streptophyta; Magnoliopsida; Poales; Poaceae. The record is from RefSeq and is a predicted model, not a curated record.